Closterium sp. NIES-65 is the source of this 1470-nucleotide messenger RNA. The record is from the annotation of a GenBank genome assembly. Lineage: Eukaryota; Viridiplantae; Streptophyta; Zygnematophyceae; Desmidiales; Closteriaceae.
AUGCUUGUCGCGUUCCUAGCAACCUCCACGUGGCAGCGCGCCAUUGCUUCCGCGAAACAGCUUGAGGGAUUCGACGAGGACGAGUUUGACGACGCAGCUGACGAGGAGGAGACGGAAUUCGUCGCCCCGCAGCGCCCUCCGACGCGAUCCGUCACGCUCGAGCCGGAUCAGGGCACAAAAGCAACGGCUGGAUCUGAUCGAGAUUCCAAAUCAACGGACAAUACCGCACCCGACGGAACAGAUUCCGCUGGCGGCAGCGGGGGUAGGUCAGCAGGACAAGCGGCGGACUGGGAUGACGAGGAGUUUGAAGGGGUGACGCCUGGUGCUGGCGCUGGUGCCGGGGGAGCAGCGGCCGGCGGGAAGCCGUUUUUUGGCAAGCCUGGAUCCGCGCAGCAGCAGGCGCAAAAGGCUCGCGCGCGGAGAAUGUCGGUUGCGCGGAAGCCGUUCCACCCGCGGGACUUCAUUGCGGAAGGGGUUUUCCUUGCGUUCCUCGUGAUUUUCGCGAUCAACUAUUUCGUCGGCAAAUGGCAGAACGAAAAGAUUGCGCUUUCUUUCGCGAAUCAGUUUGCGACGGAGGGUAACCUGCUUGCGAAGAACUUCGCCCUGAUCGGAACGGGCGACACCAGCGAACCAAUCCUCGUCAAAGAAGGCCAGGCGACGUUCAAGCUGUACGCGAGCGGGCGAAGGUUCUGCGAAGCGAUGUUGGUUACUUUGAACCUGCGAAGUCGCCACGAUCUCGCGACGCUCGCAUGGGACGCGCUCCUUUCGUCAAAGAAAGAUCAAGUCGACGUGGACGUGUACAUGAACGAGGAGGACAUGGCUCCGUUUGUACUCGCUAUAGUCCCGCGCAAAUCCGCUAAGGCGUUUAUAAAAGAAAACGCGGAUCUCAAGGAAUUCGCGAGCAUGCUUGACGCGGAAGUGGUACUCAAGGGGGGAGGCGGCAGCGGGAAGAACAAGUGGGCGGCAGACGAGUUGGCUAUUAUCGGGGAUAGCAGGGAAGCGGCGUAUGAGCUUCUGUCUGACGUCAUCAUUGAUCAGCUCUUUGGCGAGAAAUCUUUCCCAAAGAUAGCGCCUCUCUUCCGCGCGCUACACUUCACGGAUCAGCAACCCACAGGCGCAGGCGCGCACCGCAAGGUGCUGCGCUUCUCCUUCCUCCUCCCCCGCGGGGGUGCUGCCGAGCUGGCGAAGCUGAUGGCGUCUGUGCCGUUUUUCAUUGACGCCGUGGGGAAAUUCCGACUCGGUGCCCAGGCCAAGAGCAAGGCAGAGGCUGCGCGAGCAAAAGCAGCUGAAGCAGCACUGAAAGAGAUGAAGGAGAAGAGGCAGGAAGAGUUGCAGCGGCGGAAGGAGGAGCGGAGGAAGGCGGAAGAAGCAAAGCUGAGCCCUGAGGAGCUGGCAAGGCGGCGCGAGAAGGAAAGGAUAAAGGAACUGAAGCAGAGCGCACCGCGGGCUAAGAUUUCGAGGAUGCAUUAA